AUGACUACUACCAGCAGACCCAGUAGUAUCAGCUCCACGAAGAGGUCUCGGUUCAGCUUCUCCGGGCUCACAGGUUCAAAAUCAUCCAAACGAGAUUCUCUAUUCCGCCGUACCCCCUCAAAUACCGAUAAUGGCCUUAGCCCUCUUGACUCACGAAGUUACCUUGGCGGUGAGGGCUAUUCGGAGGUUAGUGCUGGUAGCUCAGCUUCACAAAUACGAACAAUGAGUAGGGUGAUUGUAAAGAAGUUCGAUAAGAUGUCAACUUCUACGCGCUCCGUGAUCUCGUUCGGGGGAAGUAGUGGGGUAAAUAAGGUGGGGGAUAAGAAUGAGGAAGAGGGGCCUGAUAGGCUAAGUUCUAGAGGACGAAGUCUAGAGAUGAUACUCGAUGCUGGGAUGGAUGUAUCGAAGAAGUUGCGGAUAUUCUUUGAAAAUAAUAACGACGUUCUGAAAGGCGAUUCGAGGGUCGGAAAUCUGAAGAUGCAAAACGAACGGAUCCUGGAAGGAGACUGGGGGAUGACUACGGAGAUUGCCGUGUGUGGGGAUAACGGAGCUGGAAAGAGCUCUUUAAUUAACGCAUUACUGGAUGUCGAAUGUAUCACUCCUAUCAGUAACAGUAACUCCUGCACGGCGACGCCAAUCGAAUUCCGCGCUCGAGACCGGUCCCAAAAGAUGACUUCCAGAUAUACAGUAACCAGCAACCUUCUGACGCAGGCUGAAUGGUUGCCUUUUGCGACACGGCUUCUUGGAGACAUUCAGGAGGACCCGGCAGAUAUGAGAUGCAUCACUGCCAGGGGAAUUCUCAAAUCGCUAUUCAACCUAUCAGAAGAGUCAAAAGUGGUUUUGGAAGAUAUUCAAGCUAUACCGGCAUUCUUUAGAGAUUUGGCGGAGAAAUUCGUCACGCAGGAUAUCUCGGAGGUAAACAAACAUAUACAGAGACUUAAUUCUGAGUGUUGGGCCGUGUUGAAGAAAAUAACAAUUUAUAUGGAUUCACCGGUUUUGAAUACUGGUGUUGUGCUUGUUGAUUUACCUGGUCUUGGUAAAAUCAACCCGAUGAAGCUAGCUACAGUCAAUGAAUAUCUCAAAUCAUGCGAAAGUAUUCUGAUCGUGUCGGAUAUUUCACGGGUCGGAAUGGAUGAUUUAUUGAUGGACCCCAUCUUUGAACCUAUUGCUCCCAGAGCGCAGUUGGAACCACCGUCGAAGUUUGCAUUUAUUCUCACUCAAAUCGAUAAUAUACCCCGUGUUGCCAGUGAUCCAAAAUGGGAUAAAAAACGUGAAAUUCUUUUCCGCGUUGCAGCUACCCGUGACAUGAUUCACAAAUCUCCUAAAUCUCGUCUCAAUACCUCCACAGUGAUAUUCACCUCCAGUCUCGAGUACCAGUGGCACCAUCGCCGCCUUCUCCAACCCAAAAUGUCUUCAUGUAUCUCACCCGAAGAAUCUGGUAUACCAGCUCUGAGAAGGUUUAUACAAGAAAAAGGAUUACAGAGGAGAGAGGCGGUGGUAAAGAGUCUGGUCCAGGGGAAUAUGACAACCUUUAUGAACUCGGUGCAGAAUUGGUGCAAUGAGGAGGAGACAAUUUCGUCGACACCAGAGGAGGAAGUAAUGGCACCAGAGGAGUUGCAAAUGUGUUUUGAGGGCAUGCAAAAGAGCAUUCAUGAUUCUAUAAUUACGGGAGUCUCAAAUCCAUUGAGAGCCCUAGUUGGAUCUUUUGAGCAGGACAUUAAAAAUGAGAAUGUCCUGAGGACCAAUGCAAAUGAAGCCCAGGGAAUUGUCAAUAGAUGGAUAAGUGCCUGCGAUCACUGGUCCUCAUUGGACAAGGCCUGCCGCCAGAAUGGUUCCUUUAUAGAUAAGAGCUCUAGGAAAAAUAUCGAUUGGAGUAAAUCAAUUGCGGAUCUAUUAGUACAUAGUGUCAAUGAACACUGGGAAUCGACUUUCAACCAGGCAGAUGCAGCAAUGUCAUCUAUGUUUGUGAGCGUUUCCGAUACGGUGUUAAAGAUGAUAUCUGAGGCAGUCAACCAAACCACCGACCCUGACAAGGUCGCCAAUGAAUUGCCACCCAUAGCAGUUCGUAUCUAUAACAUAAUCCACACCCAAAAGAACCUGUGGCAGUCAAACUUAAGAAACACAAACAACAUCGUCACCGGAAACCAAGAUAUUCUCCAUCCAAAGCUUUGCUCCUUUUAUAUCUCUAUGCGUGAAAUCAAUGGAGCCAGAAUGCUUGUUCGGCGUAAAGAAUAUUCAUCAGAGACACUACCUGAACUAGUUUUCUCUCACUACGAGGAAGUCUGCAACAGCGUUUUCAAAGAGCUUCAGAAGCUUGUUAAGGAGUUGGAGGAGAGAUUAAUUAGCGCAUUGGAUGAGCUCCUGGACGAUGUGAGAUCAAACUAUUUUCACCGAGAACGUAUGGAAGUAAAGCCUAAGGUAUAUGUGGAUUUGAAGCCGGUGAAAGGGCAAUUAAUGGAUCUCUGCAAGUUAAUGAAGCAGUUGGAGUUUCAGGCCAUGAGGCCAAGGUUAAUUGUGGAGACUGAUUCGUAG
Morchella importuna is the source of this 2532-nucleotide messenger RNA. RefSeq lists its product as uncharacterized. The coding region runs from base 1 to 2532 and encodes 843 amino acids. The record is from RefSeq and is a predicted model, not a curated record. The transcript has 12 exons. Lineage: Eukaryota; Fungi; Ascomycota; Pezizomycetes; Pezizales; Morchellaceae.